CCCCCAUUCAUUUGCUUUGCUUUACCAAUUUUCCCCCCGGGUACCUACUCUGGGAUCUCCUCAUCUCUUCCUCCACUUCUGUCUCCAUCUCCCUGUCGAUCUCCCUUCCCUCUCUCUCCCCUCAGGCUCUUUCCCAUCCCCCCGCAUCAUGGCUGCCAGCAAUGACCUUCGGGGCUGGGUCAUGAGUGCCGUCUCUGGCGCGGCCUGCGUCCUGGGAUCGUCCGUCAUCUGCGUCGACAUAGUAUUGCGGCAGUUAACACGGCGAAAGGACUUUCAGAUAGUCCACAACAAUGCAUUCUUAUCAGCAUCGCUCUGCCUGAGUGCAGGUGUAAUGCUUUUCACGUCUCUCUAUAGCAUGCUUCCUACAUCGCAUAACUACCUCAUUCGCGCCGGCUGGUCUCCCUCUAGCUCUGCGUAUGUGCUCAUUGGACUCUUCCUCGCCGGUGUCGUCGUCAUUCGCUUCGCAUCCGCCCUGCUGCACCGGUACAUCCCCUCCCAUGUCGUCGAUUGCGCUCAUUCCCACGAACCGCAUCCGAAGCUCGAUCACCACCACGAGCCCAACGGACACCAUCAUGAUGAGUCGAACACGUGGAACGAGCGCACCCCCCUUCUGUCACGGGCCCUCAAGUGCUCCCCGGCGACCAUGACCCUCCCCGAGGCGAACGCUCGCGCCCAAGUGCAUCUCCAGCGGCGGGAAUCAUUGCGGGAUCGUCUGACGCGGCGCUUCAGCCGGAUGGUGGGCGUCAAAGCCCAGUGCGACGAGAACGGGCCUUGUUUCGGGUUUUCGCAGGCGUGUGGCCAUGAAUGUACCAAGACACUCUUGCCGACUCCCUCGAUCUCGGAUGUAGGCAGUGACCUGGUUCGUCCACCUCUCAAUCAGCCUCGCAGCAUCACCGUCCACGGAGAUGCAACCCAGCCCAGCGAUCUCGAAUCGGGUCUACCUCGCGUGCACGAGUCGCCCCACCAUCACCACCACCACCACCCUCACCACGAGACCAGUUCCUCCUCAUCGCACACGGGCCUGUUGGACGAUCAGUGCGAGCCGUCGGAAGACUCCCCUCACAAGCUUCCUGUCGCAGAGACGCCGCAACAUCACCACCACGUCCCGCAAAACGCAUUCCUGUCCAUCGGGCUCCAGACCUCCGUCGCCAUCGCCCUGCACAAGCUGCCGGAGGGCUUCAUCACGUAUGCGACCAACCACGCGAGCCCGACGUUGGGAUUGACCGUCUUCCUGGCGCUCUUCAUCCACAACAUCAGCGAGGGGUUCGCGAUGGCCCUGCCCCUCUACCUGGCCCUGCACUCGCGCGGCUGGGCCAUGUUCUGGUCCAGUCUGCUGGGCGGCAUCAGCCAACCGGCGGGCGCGGGCCUCGCCGCCCUCUGGAUCUGGGGCGCCCGGCGCGCCAACGGGGACGAUGGGACGGCCGGUCCGUCGUGGGGCGUGUACGGGGGCAUGUUCGCCGCCACCGCGGGCGUCAUGACCUCGGUGGCGCUGCAGCUGUUCAGUGAAGGGUUGACUUUGACCCAUCAUCGGGGCAUGUGCACGGGGUUCGCGAUUGGGGGGAUGGUCCUGAUGGGGCUUAGCUUCGCGCUUACGGCAUGAUAUUUCGUGCAUCGUCGGUUGGCGUUGAUUCUCGGGUAUGAUUAGGCCAGAAAAAAAACUGCAUUGUUGUUUUAUAAGGGUUACACUAGACAGAAUUACUUCAAGAGAUAGCAUUGUUCCAGCGGAGUGACUUUUUGCUUUUUGUGAUGUUGUGAAAUGAUGUGACGAAAUCGGGUUCCGGGCUGUCAUGACGGAUUGGAUUGAUUGUUUUGUGAUUGUUAUCUGUUUACCUGGGGAAUACAUAUAUAGCUUUACCGGUAGAUUCACAAUUCGCUCUCAUGUUAUCGUACAGUUUAUA
This is a messenger RNA of Aspergillus fijiensis CBS 313.89, 1898 nucleotides long. RefSeq names its product Zn(2+) transporter ZRT3. The transcript is spliced from 3 exons. Gene Ontology annotation, biological process: zinc ion transmembrane transport. NCBI's taxonomy places the organism in Eukaryota, Fungi, Ascomycota, Eurotiomycetes, Eurotiales, Aspergillaceae. The record is from RefSeq and is a predicted model, not a curated record. Gene Ontology annotation, cellular component: membrane. Gene Ontology annotation, molecular function: zinc ion transmembrane transporter activity. The coding region runs from base 149 to 1600 and encodes 483 amino acids.